AAAAAGCCCACAAGUCAAGUGGAGACAGGUAUUGAAACACAGAACCCUAGUUGAGCCCGUUAACAACUUCUCCUCCGUUCUCCCUCGACGCUGCACCCUUUUCUUCUUCGUCGCGCGCAGAUAGACCGCCGCCGCCGUCGACAACGUCGUUAAGGAGCACGUUCACAGUGUUCAGCAACAAUGGCGGACGUCGUUCAAUUCAAGCUCGAGCGCAUGCUCGACGAGCUAGACGACCUAGAGCGGCGCGGUUUGUUCAGCCGCCGGGAGAUAGCCGAAAUAGUGAAAAUGCGCCGCAAAUUCGAGUACCGUCUUAAGCGGCCUAGUCCCCUAAAGGAAGAUUUCUUGUCCUACAUUGACUACGAAAAGCAGCUCGACGCUCUCCGCUCCCUCCGCAAAAAAGCUCUCGAAAGGAAAUCCGGCGGCGAAAAGUCCAAAAAAACCAUCUCGGAUUUCUCUGGCGUGACAAGGAUUCUCCUCAUUUACCGACUCGCCACGAACCGGUUUAAGGGAGAUAUUGAGCUAUGGUUUCAGUACCUGGAAUUUUGUAGAACGCGAGGACACGGCAGAAUGAAAAAGGCCCUGGCUCAAUUAGUCAGAUUCCAUCCGAAAGUAUCUGGUGUGUGGAUAUAUGCUGCGGCUUGGGAGUUCGACAACAAUCUGAAUGUUGAAGCUGCCCGUGCUCUAAUGCAAAAUGGUUUGAGGUCGUGCCCAACUUCUGAGGACAUAUGGGUGGAGUAUCUUCGCAUGGAACUCACAUUCCUCAACAAGUUGAAAGCUCGAAAGCAAGCCUUGGGGGAGGGUAAAGGAAACACAGCUCGUGGCAAUAGGAAUGCUGAUGAGCAACAGUGGAGAGAUGAGAACCAGGACUUGUUCAUGUCCCUGGAUGAGAAUGGGGAUGUUGAUAAGAGAUCUAGUUCUCAAGAUGGUGAUUCAGAGGGAAAGCUGGAUGUGUUCAGGGAGCAUGGCAUGAAGCUUCUUGAUACUAUCUAUAGUGGUGCAAUUGAAGCCUUACCUACUGCCUUCAGUCUGAGAAUUCGGUUUCUUGCUAUACUUGAAGCAACAGAGCUGGUUAAUUCAGAAGAAAUGCGAAAGAAGAUACUCAAUGACAUGAAAAAGGAUUUUUCAAAGGAGCCUCUGUACUGGGACUGGCUUGCUAGAGUUGAAAUAGCUGGUGCCAAAGGAGUAAAUCCUAUCCAGUUAGGCAGAGCAGUUCAGGUUUUUGAGGAGGGUUUGAAGUCUAUGCCAUCAACUAUCAUGGCUGAACUUUACUUAAGGUUCCUCAUGGAAGCAGUGAAUAGGGAUGCAGAAGCUGUCAUUCAAUUCGAUACUCAUGCUCCUGCCGUUGAGCUUGUUUUGCAUAUUCAGGAAGUAUUUGAGAAGGCUGAGAGCCUUGGCCGCAUUAAUGAAGAUCUUGCUUGCGAACAUGUUUCAUACCUUUUACACUUGAGUAAAUUGGUUGAAGCUAAGAUGCUUGCAGAAAAGCUCUGCUCAGGAAAGUUUCCAGAUGCUGUGAAUUUAUGGACUUUACGACUCACCAUAGAAAUGAAAUGUAUUCAGAAUAAAUCUCUCUCACCAAGCAAGGCGGAUCUGCUCUAUAUCUUUGAACUGCUGAGAAAUAUUCUGAUGAAACUUAGCAUUUCGGAAGCAGAGAACUUGUGGAUUAUGGGGCUGAAAUACUUCGCAAAUCAGAGACGUUAUUUUAACAAGCUUGUGGAGAUGUCAGUUCUAUUAUUGGCCAAAGAUGGCGGAACUGAUAGUGGGUUUUCACUCUCAUCAACAAUUUUAAAUUAUGUACUUCAAAGCGAUGGUGUUGAAAGUGCCAGAGAGAUGUAUAAGAGAUUUCUCGCUUUACCUCAUCCUGGACUUAAAAUAUACAGAGAUUGUAUCGAGCUAGAGUCUAACCUUGCAUCCAGUGGUGAUAAGACUGGUCUGACCAAUGCCCGGAAGUUGUUUGAAUCUGCACUUGUAACUUAUGACCAAGAUGCAAGCCUAUGGCAUGACUUUCACUGCUUGGAGAUCAAGAUGGGAACGUCAGAAACUGCAGCAGCUGUUCAUUGGCGUGCUAGAAAAACCCUAAAAAACAAUACAGCCCAGCUCUUGUCUACAAAAUCAUGACAGGUUACUGCCAUUCACAUGGUUGAUGAUUUUACUGGAUGUUGUAUAUCUUAGUUCGCUAGCUUUGAGCUAGUUGUCGGCGUUCCAUUUUUGUAUUAGUAUUAGUAUUUGCACUAUAAGUCAAUUUUGUUUUCAUUUUGGGCAAGAAUUUGGGUGAACGUAAUCAUUCAUACAUUUAUCUUUGUGUAUACAA
Molecule: messenger RNA, 2308 nt
Organism: Salvia miltiorrhiza (redroot sage)
Lineage: Eukaryota; Viridiplantae; Streptophyta; Magnoliopsida; Lamiales; Lamiaceae
Exons: 6
Coding region: 181-2115 (644 amino acids)
Biological process (GO): maturation of SSU-rRNA from tricistronic rRNA transcript (SSU-rRNA, 5.8S rRNA, LSU-rRNA)
Cellular component (GO): Pwp2p-containing subcomplex of 90S preribosome; small-subunit processome
Molecular function (GO): protein binding; snoRNA binding
Source: RefSeq, a predicted model, not a curated record